Phycodurus eques (leafy seadragon) is the source of this 1305-nucleotide messenger RNA. Its product is annotated as nuclear inhibitor of protein phosphatase 1-like. Lineage: Eukaryota; Metazoa; Chordata; Actinopteri; Syngnathiformes; Syngnathidae. The transcript has 7 exons. Gene Ontology annotation, cellular component: nuclear speck. The record is from RefSeq and is a predicted model, not a curated record. The coding region runs from base 29 to 1075 and encodes 348 amino acids. Gene Ontology annotation, molecular function: protein serine/threonine phosphatase inhibitor activity; protein binding; mRNA binding.
ACCGCGGCCACGGGAAGAUGAGGGCAAGAUGGCGACUAAAACUAUCACGGAGGGCCCUCCUUUUGAUUGUCCAUCAUGGGGAGGCAAGCCACCAGUCGGGCUCCACCUCGAUGUGAUGAAGGGAGACAAACUGAUCGAGAAAUUGAUCAUAGACGAAAAGAAGUUCUACUUGUUCGGGAGAAAUCCUGACUGGUGCGACUUUACCAUUGACCAUCAGUCGUGCUCGCGUGUCCACGCUGCCCUGGUCUACCACAAACACUUGAAGAGGCUCUUUCUCAUCGACCUCAACAGCACACAUGGUACUUUCCUCGGGCACAUCCGCCUUGAGCCACACAAGCCUCAGCAGGUUCCCAUCGACUCAACUCUGUCUUUCGGGGCAUCCACGCGCACCUACACCAUCCGAGAGAAGCCCCAAAGCCAGGGAGGCGCCGGCACCGGGGAAAUUAAGAUUGGCGACGAAGACGAGCUUAAAGGGCUUCUUGGGCUGCCCGAGGAGGAGACGGAGCUGGAGAACCUGACAGAGUUCAACACAGCUCACAACAAACGCAUCUCCACGCUGACCAUCGAGGAGGGCAACUUGGACAUCCAGAGGCCCAAGAGGAAGAGGAGGAACUCCCGGGUUACCUUCAAUGAGGAGGACUCCAUCAUCAAUCCAGAGGAUAUCGACCCUUCGGUGGGACGCUUUAGGAACAUGGUGCAGACGGCGGUCGUCCCCAUCAAGAAACGCCGCUCCGAUGGCCACAACACGUUGGGUCUGGACGACUUCGCCUCCAAGCGUACUCACGGUUACUCCAUGAGCGGCGGUCUCUACGGCGACCUGCCCCCCACCAGUCACGAGAUCCAGCCCACAGGCGCCCCGGCCGGCGCCUCCAUGCAGGGUGGCCUCCCGUUGCCCUUCCCCAACCCGGCGCCGGAGGUGGACCUGGCCCCCGAGGCUCCCCGGCGGCCCGUUACCCUCACCCCCACCCCGGUCACGGUGCCCUACCUCCCAGAGACCCACAACGAGCCGCGCAAAAAGAAGUACGCCAAAGAAGCGUGGCCGGGCAAGAAGCCCACGCCGUCGUUACUCAUCUGAGCGGCUUGGCCCCCGCGUGCUGACUCUCUGGUACCGGCGGGGCGCGGCGGGGCCCGUAACCUGGCGGAGGCGACGCCAUUCCCUCCUCACGUCUUAUUUUAGCGGUCGCUUCACGUCCAAGCUCGUGGCGCAAAAGCCACAUACAAACAAGAUAAGACAACAUUUUGAGCCACUGUUAGAAGUGUGUGUGUCACAGACUAAAAUAAAUUUUUUGUUUUUUCUAUGUUUCA